This is a messenger RNA of Cervus elaphus (red deer), 2057 nucleotides long. RefSeq names its product zinc finger CCCH-type containing 15 (gene ZC3H15). NCBI's taxonomy places the organism in Eukaryota, Metazoa, Chordata, Mammalia, Artiodactyla, Cervidae. Gene Ontology annotation, biological process: cytoplasmic translation. The record is from RefSeq and is a predicted model, not a curated record. The coding region runs from base 145 to 1425 and encodes 426 amino acids. The transcript is spliced from 10 exons. Gene Ontology annotation, cellular component: cytosol. Gene Ontology annotation, molecular function: mRNA binding; metal ion binding.
UUCCGGCGGCGAGUGAGCGAGUAGCUUUACGUGCGGUGCGACGGCAACGGCGGCGCGCGUCUUCCUCCUUUUCCUACCGCGGGGCCAGAGUCCCUGAGGGAGUCCAGCUGCGCUUAAGUCUGGCCGGCGCGAUCUGUCUCCGCAAUGCCCCCCAAGAAACAGGCUCAGGCCGGGGGCAGCAAAAAGGCGGAGCAGAAAAAGAAGGAGAAGAUUAUCGAAGACAAAACUUUUGGUCUGAAGAAUAAGAAAGGAGCAAAGCAACAGAAGUUUAUCAAGGCUGUCACUCAUCAAGUUAAAUUUGGUCAACAGAAUCCACGUCAGGUAGCACAAAGUGAAGCUGAAAAGAAGUUGAAGAAAGAUGACAAGAAAAAAGAAUUACAAGAGCUAAAUGAGUUGUUCAAACCUGUAGUUGCUGCUCAAAAAAUAAGUAAAGGUGCAGACCCCAAAUCUGUAGUAUGUGCAUUCUUCAAGCAAGGACAAUGUACUAAAGGAGAUAAGUGUAAGUUCUCUCAUGACUUGACUCUGGAGAGAAAAUGUGAAAAGCGAAGUGUUUACAUUGAUGCAAGAGAUGAAGAGCUUGAAAAAGAUACUAUGGAUAAUUGGGAUGAGAAAAAACUGGAAGAAGUUGUGAACAAGAAGCACGGUGAGGCGGAAAAGAAAAAACCAAAAACUCAAAUAGUGUGCAAACAUUUCCUUGAAGCUAUUGAAAACAACAAAUACGGCUGGUUUUGGGUAUGUCCUGGAGGGGGUGAUAUUUGCAUGUAUCGUCAUGCACUUCCUCCUGGAUUUGUCUUGAAAAAAGAUAAAAAGAAAGAAGAGAAAGAGGAUGAAAUUUCAUUAGAAGAUCUAAUUGAAAGAGAGCGUUCCGCCCUAGGUCCAAAUGUUACCAAAAUCACUCUAGAAUCUUUUCUUGCAUGGAAGAAAAGAAAAAGACAAGAAAAGAUUGAUAAACUUGAGCAAGAUAUAGAAAGAAGGAAAGCAGACUUCAAAGCUGGGAAAGCAUUAGUGAUCAGUGGUCGUGAGGUGUUUGAAUUUCGUCCUGAACUGGUUGACGAUGAUGAUGAGGAAGCUGAUGAUACCCGUUACACCCAGGGAACAGGUGGUGAUGAGGUUGAUGAUUCAGUGAGCGUAAAUGACAUAGAUUUAAGCCUGUACAUCCCAAGAGAUGUAGAUGAGACAGGUAUUACUGUAGCCAGUCUUGAAAGAUUCAGCACAUAUACUUCAGAAAAGGAUGAAAACAAAUUAAGUGAAGCUUCCGGAGGUAGGGCUGAAAAUGGUGAGAGAAGUGAUUUGGAAGAGGACAACGAAGGGGAAGGACAGGAAAAUGGAGCCAUCGAUGCUGUUCCUGUUGAUGAAAAUCUGUUCACUGGGGAAGAUUUGGAUGAACUAGAAGAAGAAUUAAACACACUUGAUUUAGAAGAAUGACACCAAACAAGUCAAUGAAAAAAUUGAGCCAGCUCAACAUGAGUUGAAAUUGACUACAUUAAUUUUUUUCCACCUAAAACUCUUCAACAGGAUGUUUGUUUCCCAUGCUGAUUAUGGAGGGCUUACUUCCUCCAAAAAAGGAAUAUUCUCCCUACAUCUUGUUUUCUGACUUUGGCUACAUCUCAUAGUAAGUUCAGAGUAGUUCAUGAUAAAUUAAAGAUAAGUGGUCAUUGCAGAAAAUGAUUGAUGGUUGUAAUUGUCCACUCAAGUAGGAAGUGUAAACUGCUUUUCCAGCUUUUGAUUUUCAUUGGGCAUGUGUUGUUACAAGGACAACAUAAAUUUAAAUUACCCUUCAUUUAAGGCAAUUUUUAAUGAGUGAUUCUAUUUCCUUUGUAUUUAUAUGUUCAAAAGACUGCCUAAGAUAUGAGCCUGUACUUCAUCAAGGAAACUGCAUAUGCAGAUUCAGUAUUGUAUAUCUUUGGACAAUUAGAUGGACAUUUAAAAUGAAACUUCAUUAAUCUGACAGGAACAACUGCAAUGCCCUGUGUUAAACUGUUUGAAACCACUCCCUUUUCUUUUUUGCCAAUAAAGUUGUAAAUAAAAACAGUGAUACAAUAAAUUCCAAAUACAGA